This is a messenger RNA of Symbiodinium pilosum, 992 nucleotides long. The record is from the annotation of a GenBank genome assembly. NCBI's taxonomy places the organism in Eukaryota, Dinophyceae, Suessiales, Symbiodiniaceae.
AUGACGGAGAAGAAUGCCAUCAAGUUCACAUUCGAUGGAGGAGGCGUUGCAGUACCUCAUGAUGAUCGAGCACCGCAAGCGCUACCUAGUCGGACGCUGGCUAAAGUGCUGACCGGGGUGGCCAAGGUGGCGAUCAGGCGGAAGGUGCAGAAGGAGUUUGGAAACCCAACCUCUACCCGUACCACCUGCUGCCCCAAUUACACGAUCCGAGUACGGCAUCACAACACGAGGUUUCAGCUGAUGCGAUGGCUGAGGAGGAAGCGCCCGAAUCUCCAGAGAGCAGAGACGGAGGAGAACUUGUCGAAGACACUUGGGUAUACUAUGGGUCAGACGAGGUUAGUGCAGGAUGGUGGUCCUCCAGUUGGUCCUUCGCAGCGCCUGAGUAAGAUUCAGCCCCAGCAAGCUAAAGCUAUUGAGGAGAAGCAAGCCAAAGCAGUUCAGCAGUACACUGGUGCCAUUCAAGUGCUAGAGGAAGAAGGCAACCGGGAACAAGGAAACCAGGCCCAGAGCAAGCACGACAAGCAGGCCGCAGAGCAGCAAGGACCUUCAGGUGUUGAUUUUGAAGCUUUGAAGUGGUCAUCGAGCCCAGCGGCAGAGAUGACGGAGAAGAAUGCCAUCAAGUUCACAUUCGAUGGAGGAGGCGUUGCAGUACCUCAUGAUGAUCGAGCACCGCAAGCGCUACCUAGUCAGACGCUGGCUAAAGUGCUGACCGGGGUGGCCGAUGGCGAUCAGGACCAGGACCACGCAAGACACCCAGUGGCUGUCACAUCCGAGGGAUUCCUUCUCGUGCAGUGGGCCGGACUGGAGACACAGGAGCAGGCCAAUCUCCUGGCGUCUAUCCGCGGGAGUUCAGCACCAACACUGUGGCUCGGGCUCUUCGAGAGCAACGGCCGGAUGAAAAGGGACGAGGCCCUCUUCGCAGAGGACCCUAGCUGCGACAUCCAGGCCUUGGAAUAUGGCGAGCAGGAGGCCUACCACACCGAGCAGUGCAG